Mya arenaria is the source of this 1366-nucleotide messenger RNA. RefSeq lists its product as uncharacterized. Gene Ontology annotation, biological process: centrosome cycle; spindle assembly. Gene Ontology annotation, cellular component: HAUS complex; centrosome. The transcript is spliced from 5 exons. The record is from RefSeq and is a predicted model, not a curated record. The coding region runs from base 911 to 1318 and encodes 135 amino acids. NCBI's taxonomy places the organism in Eukaryota, Metazoa, Mollusca, Bivalvia, Myida, Myidae.
AGUAAAAUAUAUCAUCAUUCAUGUUCAGGGUAUUGUCAUUUAUAUAUUUUAACUGAAAAAUACCCCUUGAUUGAUAUGUUGCCAUGGCAACCGAAAUGUUGAUAGAAUCAUCAUAUUACAUUUCAUUCUUUAACUGCCAUAGGUUGUUCUACCAAAAUUCACAGGAAUCAAGCACAUUACAGAUGGGGCCAUUUUUUACCUUUCGUGAACCAAGCCCUUUAUUAAGUCUUCAACAUAGUCACUUAAAGGUAAUUAUUGUUCAUUUUUUGGGUUCAUAGAUUCAAAUAAUUAUUAUUCACUUUAUUCUUUAGAAGAAAUUUCAUUUUUACUUAAUAAUAAAUUUAAUAAUCAGAUUUUUCCAUUGAACUUCAUGUAGAUUAUUCUAAGCCACAAUCUUAUCUUCUGUGUGGAUAGUGAAUAAGCCUUUAUGGAUUUAAAGAAAAAUUGAUUUAGAUCAUGUGAAGGAAGGUGAUGUUCUGUUGACAUAGAUGGAAGAAGCAAUGAUAUAAGUGGAAGGUGCUGAAUGUGUUUUGGUAUUUGAUUAUUAGAGCUUAAGGCAGUUUAUUGAUUUUAUUGGAUGGUGCACUGUUUGUUGUUUAUGUAUCUAUACUAAAAGUUAUUUCAGUGUGCAAACAAUUUAACAAAGUUUUGUCAGUGUGCAGGCAAUUGAACAAAGUCCUGUGUGUGUGUGCAGGCAAUUGAACAAAGUCCUGUCAGUGUGCAGGCAACUGAAAAAAGUCCUGUCAGUGUGCAGGUAUGAGAAUCAAAUUCUGUCAGUGUGCAGUCAAUCAUCAAUGUCCAGUCAGUGUGCAGGCAACUGAACGAAAUCCUGUCAGUGUGCAGUCAAUCAUCAAGUCCUGUCAGUGUGCAGGCAACUGUGACAAGUCCUGUCAUUGAUUAUCCAGGCAACAUGUUUGACCAAACCAAAAUGAACAGAGAAAGUGAGUUGGCGAGGCAGUUGCAAGAAUGGACGACACAAGAAAUGCACUUCAAUUUACAGUCAUCCCACUCAGCAGCAUUAGAUCCUGAGAAGUUAAAAGUGCUGUGUAAAGGGCCUGGAGCUGCAAUCUGGCAAUGGGUGACACAGCAUGUCAAGUCUACAGAUAAGAGCAAGACAUCUGCUCCCAGUUACAAAGUGAACUAUGAUGUGGGAGGGGAACAGUUUGAGAACACCAAACAAGCCUUACUUGAGCGAAGAGCUGCUCUCACAGGGGAGAUAACUACAACAUUGAGAGAUGUCGGCCAUUUUGAGCAUGAGGUGGAGAGAAUCACAGCAGAGGUUGCUGCGACAGGUUCAAGUAUGAUGGUGGAGAAGUGAGGGAUCUGGCCAGACAGCCCUCCAUGUAAAAGAGUCUAUAUCAGUUUU